Messenger RNA from Seminavis robusta, 804 nucleotides. NCBI's taxonomy places the organism in Eukaryota, Bacillariophyta, Bacillariophyceae, Naviculales, Naviculaceae. The record is from the annotation of a GenBank genome assembly.
AUGACUUCUUGGCUUCAGCUGGCGAACAAGACAGCCGUCGUAACAGGAGCUGCGUCUGGAAUCGGAUCUGCGGUUGCGAAAGCGCUGGUAUCCGAACGUUGCCAUGUGGUGAUCGCCGACCGUGAUGUGUCUCGGUUGGAAGAGGUUGCCAAAUCCUGUUCCGGCAUGGCGGCUGGCAGUGUUGUAACAGCGGUGGAAUGCGAUGUUGCAAGCGAAUCGCAAGUCCAAUCUCUCUUUCAGAAUUUACCGGCGACUUCCUCUCCCGCCACCGUCCUUAUAAACUGUGCUGGAAUCACCCGAGACGGAUGGAUUGGACGCAUGAGUGUUGAUCAGUGGCAGCAAGUUCAAGAUGUGAAUUUGCUGGGAACCUUCUUGUGCUGUCGAGAAUUCUUGGCUCAACCAGAGUUGCAAAUGCCAAGCAAGACGAGUUUAGAUCCACCAACUGAGCCCCUGGGAGGCUCCAUUGUAAACAUUAGCUCAGUGGUAGCUACACAGGGGAACCUCGGACAAGUGAACUAUGCUGCCAGCAAGGGAGGCGUCUGGAGUAUGACCAAAGCUUUGGCCCGAGAAGUGGCGCAACGAAAGAUCCGUGUGAACUGUGUUUUGCCAGGAUUCGUUGAUACCGAAAUGACUCAAGCAGUUCCUGAUUCCGUGAAGGAACAUGUCCAAAAGAAGAUUGUCUUUCAGCAGCAGUUUGGGCAACCAGAUGACAUUGCCAACUUGAUUCUAUUCCUAGCGAGUUGCCAUCGCAGUGGAUACAUCACAGGAGAGGCAAUUGAGUGCAGUGGGAUGAUUUCAUUGUGA